Molecule: messenger RNA, 2082 nt
Organism: Symsagittifera roscoffensis
Lineage: Eukaryota; Metazoa; Xenacoelomorpha; Acoela; Convolutidae
Exons: 7
Coding region: 1-2082 (693 amino acids)
Molecular function (GO): nucleic acid binding
Source: RefSeq, a predicted model, not a curated record
AUGACUCUAGUGACGAAAACAAGGAGGGAUACCAGUGAUGCAAUGUUGUGGCACCGACGACUGGGGCACCUCAACCGGCAGGAUCUUUCAUCGCUUGUCAAUGUGGGCGAGCUAGAGUUCUGUGAAGUGUGUACAGCUUCUAAGAUGCUUGAAGUCGCAGUGCCUAAGAAGACUGGCAGCAGAGCAUCGGCAGUGGGGCAACGGGUCUUCAGUGACAUUCAGGGACCAUUUGAAGUACCGAGUAUGCAUGGUGCACGCUAUGCCUUGAGCUUCAUCGACGACUUCAGUCGGCUGGUUGUGGUCAAGUAUCUGGCGAAGAAGAGUGAUACUCUACUGAAGUUCCAGGAGUUUGUGGCUGAGCAUGGAGCACCGAAGUGCCUGCGAACUGACAAUGGAGAAUGGUCUAGCAGAGCGCUACAACAGUGUGAUCAUCGAGAUGACUCGAUGUCUGCUGCCCGAGGCAAAGCUACCGAAGAUGUUCUGGGUGCGAUCAAUGUCGACAGCUGUGAGGGUUCGCAACUUGUGUCCCACAUCCAGCAACGAGAAGCGCCUUUCACCGAGAGAGAUGCACUAUGGGCAACCAUGAAAAAUCUAGAGACAAUACGAGUGGUGCGAGCAGGAAGCGUGACAUUCAAUGAGAACAUCAUUCCACAUGACUUCAUGGUUGACAGUGAGCCAUUACAAACCCUAGAGCUAUCAAUCGAGGGGUGCAUUGAUAUUGAGCAACCAAGCACGACGAAAACCAGCGAAGCACGAAGCCCGCCAACUGAGGGUGAUACUGCAGAUUCAGUGGGGGCUACUGAGAAAAAUCAGGCCGAGGAAGAAGCAGUAGAUUCACAUUCUACUGAUCAUCGAGUGCAGAGGUCCGUUAGGAUAAGGAACCCACCCAUUCGAUACGGACUGGCCUAUGACAAUGCUUCAGUGACUGAAAUUCAAGAGCCAAGAGGCUAUUCAGAAGAAGUGUCUGGACCCGAAAAGGAGCAGUGGCUGGAUAUAAUGGUUUUAGAGACCACAAUCUCGAACUUGCGUGUCUUCGGUUGCCUGGCGAACUAUCUGGAUCGAGGCAACAGACGGAAACUGGAUCCAAAGGGUAAGAAAAGCAAGUUCAUCAGGUACGACGAGGAGAGCAAAGCCUACCUGCUGAUAGAUCUAGAGACAAGACGAGUGGUGCGAGCAAGAAGCGUGACAUUCAAUGAAAACUUCAUUCCAGAUGACUUCAGAUGGACACAAUCUCGAAACGUUAUCUCUGGACGAUGGGUUCUUGCUGUAAAUAGAGAUGCGAUGGGACAAGUGGAGCGGCUCAAAGCCCGACAUGUAGUGAAAAGUUUCAUGCAAGUGGAAGGACUUGACUUCAAUGAGACGUUCGCUCCAACCAGUAAACCCGAAACAAAGAGGAUACUGCUGGCUCUGGGGGCACAAGAUGAUCUUGUACUUCAUCAGAUGGUUGUUAAGUCAGCCUUUCUCAACUCUCCUCAAGCAGACCAGUGUACAUGGAGCAGCCAGAGGGCUUCAGCAGCGACAGGCAGGAAGAGACUGGUAUCAGACGCUGAAUAUCAAGACGAAGUUGACAAGCUGAGGAGCCGUUUCUCCGUACGAUUCAAGAUGGAUGACAGAGGCGCAUUGUCCUGGCGCCUGGGAAUGCAGGUCAAGCGGUCACCUGGGACGGACAAACUAGCGGACAUCAGCGCACAACUGUCGAAGAAGGACUGCCCUGAAGCUGGGUCAGCAGAGGCAGUAUCCAUGAAGGCUGAGGACUUUUACAGAGGUAUUGUGGGCUCAUCAUUAAGGUCAACUACUGGCUACAGCUUUCAUUUGCGGAAGGUAGGGGCAGCAAUUAGUUGGAGCAACAAGAAGCAACCAACUGCAGCCAUAUCUACCAGUGAGGCUGAGUAUCAAGCAAUGGCUGCAGUGGUUCAAGAGGCUCUAUAUCUGCGAUCACUUCUCGAUGAGAUGGGCGUAGUUAUUGACGGACCAACUGUCAUCAAGGAGCUGAACCAGAGCUGUAUCAAGAUGUGCAAGAAUCCUGUGAUGCAGAAGCGAACGAAACACAUCGAUAGGAAACACCACUUUGUUCGAGAAUGA